Molecule: messenger RNA, 694 nt
Organism: Racocetra fulgida
Lineage: Eukaryota; Fungi; Glomeromycota; Glomeromycetes; Diversisporales; Gigasporaceae
Source: the annotation of a GenBank genome assembly
AUGCGUUUGACCUCAGAGCCUACUUAUCCCUAUGUUUUUCCUAUUCGAAUUAAUUUAAUACCGGGUUCAAUUUAUAUUGCCAAUGUGACUGCGUAUACUACCGGUGAAUUACUGGUAAAAUCAUUAAAAAAUCACAUUGAAAAUGGUUCCUCCUAUAAGUUAAUAUAUUAUAAUCAAGAAAUAUCAGAUUCGGAAACGCUUGAAAAUAUUGGUGUAAGGGGUGGUUUAAUAGAAGUAAAAUAUAAUAAUAACGAAGAUCAAGCAUUGGAAAAAAUAGAUGAAUCCAUAUUAGAUUUUUCAUUUAAAAAUUCUAAAGAGAAUAAUUUUAUAAUUUCUGUGAAAACGCAGAAAGGACAAACUAUAGAUUUAUACGUGAGCAGCAGUGAUACUGUUUAUAUAAUUAAAUUAAAAAUUCAGGAUAAAGAAGGGUUUCUUGCUGAUAAACAGCGUAUUAUUUUUUCUGGCAGAGAAUUGAAAGAUGAACAUACUUUAGAAUAUUAUAAUAUUAAGAAAGAAGAUACCUUGCAUGUUGUUGCUAAAAUUCGGUGUGAAAUGUUUUAUGCGACCAGUGGUCGUAAAGAUUUUGAUACAUUACCACCGCUUACGCAAUAUCUGCAGGCACCCGAAAAGCUUUUACAAGGUGGCAUUAAUACGGGGAUUUCUUGUAAUUUUUGUGGUGAAUUUGAAUGGGAAG